Aspergillus aculeatus ATCC 16872 is the source of this 840-nucleotide messenger RNA. Its product is annotated as riboflavin synthase. Gene Ontology annotation, molecular function: riboflavin synthase activity. NCBI's taxonomy places the organism in Eukaryota, Fungi, Ascomycota, Eurotiomycetes, Eurotiales, Aspergillaceae. The coding region runs from base 31 to 741 and encodes 236 amino acids. The transcript is spliced from 3 exons. Gene Ontology annotation, biological process: riboflavin biosynthetic process. The record is from RefSeq and is a predicted model, not a curated record.
GGUUUGUCUACUUCCUGCCAUUCUGUCACCAUGUUCACGGGUCUUGUUGAGAAGAUUGGAACGGUCUCGUCCCUCGAGCCCCUCGAUACCUCGUCAAGCGGGGGCGGGGGAACCUCGCUGACCAUUACCGACUGUGAGGAGAUCCUCGUCGAUGCGCAUCUCGGCGAUAGCAUAGCUGUCAAUGGAACAUGCCUCACGGUGACCGCAUUCGAUAAGACGUGGUUCAAGGUGGGCGUCGCGCCGGAGACCCUGCGCCGCACGAACCUGGGCGCCUUGGAGACGGGGUCGAAAGUGAACCUGGAGCGCGCGGUGCUGGGCGAGACGCGGAUGGGCGGGCACUUCGUGCAGGGCCACGUCGACACGAUCGCGCAGAUCCUCUCGGUCACGCCGGACAGCAACGCGCUCGUGUUCCGCUUCCAGCCGCGCGACCAGGGGGUCAUGCGCUACAUCGUCGAGAAGGGCUACGUCACGCUGGACGGCGCCAGCCUGACGGUCACCAAGGUCGUGGAUGGCGCCGAGGGCUACUUCGAGGUCAUGCUCAUCGCGUACACCCAGGAGAAGAUCGUCACGGCGGCCAAGAAGCCCGGCGACUUCGUCAACGUCGAGAUCGAUAUCGUCGGCAAGUACGUGGAGAAGAGCGUGCAGGCGUACUUUGCUGGGUCGGCUGCGUCGGCGGGCGGCGAUUUCAGCAUGCUGGAGAAGAUGGUGUCGAGGAUUGUGGAUGAGAAGUUAAAGCGGUAGAUUUACUUUCGAUGAUAUGAAAGCAGAAAAGAAAAAGAAAAGUUCCUGUGGAAUCGAUGAUGGGUUAUGAGCUUUACGUAGUUUUUGAUGAUGCUAAGG